CCUUUUCUUCCAAAAUGUAAACAUGGCAGCAGUCUGGCAACAAGCACUUGCCUUAGAUGCAAAAUACAACGCCUACAGGACACCAAAUAAUCCCCAGUUUAGAACCUUAUACAUCCGAAGAAGAAGCCAACUUCUAAGAGAGAAUGCCAAAUCAGGUCAACGAGAUCCAGCUGUUCGCAAGGAAUACCUUCACCAAAGGGCACAGCUGUUGACUUCUCGAUAUGGAAGUCCAGCAUUUUCUGACCAGGGGAGUAUCAGAAGCAGGUCAUUCAGCAUCAGAAGCAUAAGUAGAAACACAAUGGAGAGUUUUGACAACCUAGUGAUUGGAGUAGAUGGGAAGAAGCACCACAGACGCCACCAGAGCGGUGGGUCCUUUAAGCACAUGUACGAGGGGCCAAUGAAGCGUGUGUAUGACAGUAUAGAAGUGGUGCCCACACGAGAGGCUGAAGCCAGCAGAGCAAUGGCCGGAGGUAAAACAGUGUCAGAAAACUACGCUUUUACAGGAAUGCAUCAUAUAUUUGAUCAGCACAAAGAAUCAGUGACAAGUGUCAAGUUUGCCAAUGAUGAUAAGUCGCGAGUAGCAUGUUCAUCACUGGAUGGUUCCUUGUCCAUCUGUCAGGUCAUUCCUCCUCCGGCCACGGUCAUCUGUAUGUUGAACGGCCACUCGGCUGGAGUUACAGAUUUUGUUUGGUCUCUGUCCAAUGAUGUGAUCUUGUCUGUGUCGCUUGAUGGCACGGCCCGACUGUGGGAUGUGGCUGCGGGGAAGUGUAUGCGAGUCAUCAACGACAGCAUGGGGGCGGAGCUACAUUGUUGUGUGUUCCAGCCCCUCAACAACAACAUGUUUGUGACAGGUAACGGUAAAGGCCAGGUACAGAUGAUGAACGUGUCUACAGGUAAAGGAAACAAGGGAGGAAGCAGUAAAGUGACAGGGAAGGCGAUGGCUUUGGCCUUUGAUACCACGGGACGUAUUCUGUGGGCAGGCGAUGACAAGGGCUCCAUCUUCUCUUUUACGGUAGAUGUGGCUACAGGCAAACUCACGAAAACACGGAGAAUCACAGUAAGUGAUGGCAAUGCCAUCACCAGUAUCUCGUCACGCUCCUGGAUCAGCCGAGAGGCACGUGAUCCUUCACUUCUCGUCAACAGCUGCAUCAGUGCUAUGUGCCUUUUCAAGGUGGUGACAGAGGAUGGUGGUUUACAGCUGAAGAAAACAUUUCCUGUGAAACAGAAAAAGUGUCAUAUCCGCAGUGCUUUUUGUCCUCUCAUGUCUUUCCGACAGGGGGCCUGUGUGGUAUCUGGCAGUGAAGAUAUGUGUGUGUACUUCUUUGAUGUUGGUAAGGACAACAAACCGUGUGUGAACAAACUUCUUGGCCACUCAGCUCCUGUAUUGGACGUGUGUUUCAACUGUGAUGAAAGCCUGCUUGCCUCCUGUGAUGAACUGGGUAUGGUGAUCAUCUGGAAACGAGAGGGAAAGCAGGGAAUGCUUUAAUGGUCACGUGCCAUUCCAUGCUUUUCAUGUUACAUUUCCUUAGUCUUACCUAACACUGAUGGUUCAGAUGCUCUCGGAAACUAAAUUUUCCUUUAGCUUAGGUAUUCUUGCUUAAUCGUACCAUUCAAGAUUUUCCCUGAAGUUUAUUAUAUUCACUCUUAAAUGUUAUCCGACCAUUAUUACUGUGUCAGUGAAGUACAGGUGAAGUGAAUCCCAAUAACAGUGAUGUAAGCUCCUACCACAGUAUCUCCAGGUGUCAAAGCCUUAUCUUAUUCUAUUCCCUUACUGAUACAUGCUUGCGUCACUGUUCUAUAACACUGUGGUUGUGGAGUACUUAAACAGGAUGUUUGAGAACACUGCAAGGGCUGGAGCCAUUCACUUGUGCAAUAACUGAGAUGACCAAUUUGUCCACAAGCUCAGCCUUGUGAGCUUAGGAAAAUGUUAAAUAUGAUUUUGUUAUAUUAUUCCAAAUGUGUUGAAUUCUAAUUUAAAUCCUUCAUAUUAACCACAUAUCAGAUAUUGAUUAAUAAUGUUGAGUAUUUAUUUAGAGGAUAUAAUCCAGUGUUAAUUAAGGUUUCAUUGCUAGCCAAGAUCUGAAUAUUUCUACAUAUUUGCCAUUGAUUGCAUUAAUCUUUUGUGUGACCUUAAAUAGUUAAUUAAGGAUUGAAAUGCAUCUUUUUAAUAUUUAUGAUGGUAUGAAAAAGUUCCGUUCAAACAUAUUCAUGAAGCGCAGUAGUACAUCUUGGAGAGUAUGUUUGAAUGGGACUAUGAUAAUACUAUAAUAAUAGUCCUUUUUAAACAGAUACAUUUCAAUCCUUAAAUUUACAUUCAAAAAAGCAAAGAUGAUAUAAUUUUCUAUCUAUCUAUAUGUUAUACUCCAGAGAGACCAACAUGGCUUUAAUGCGGAGGAUUUAUCCUUCUUUGUAGUUUGAUUCAGUUCAAAAUACACUUUAUAUUAACCGUUUUAUAAUCUAUUGGUAGAUCAGCCAUUUUUGUUGGAACAAGGUCAUGCUUUCUAUGAAUACCAGUUCCGUCCAGCGGCAAGUGUUAACCAGAAAUGAUUCAGGUUUCCAUUACAUUUGAAGUUGAUGUCACGUCAUAAUUGGUCUCCAAUUACUCCAAUUGUUUGAUGGAAAGACGCAAAUAGUUUCUUAUUGGAAAAUAUUCACAUGUAAUAUGUUAUAAUAUAUUAGAUUUUAGCAACAUUUUUGGUUGAUGUAUUUAUCACAGAAAAUGUAAUUAUUCAGGAGUUAAUUACAUGUCGAUAUAAUGGAACUUCAUACUUUUUUGUAUAAACAUUGGUUUUCCUGCUACUGAUAAAUGGGAAAAUUUAGUUUGUAUUUUAGACUUGUAUUUUAAGCACAAGGGGGCUAAUUUGACACACAUACAAGCAUUGAUGUAGCAGGUAUUUCCCUGAAUAUUUUUUGUUUUCCUAAAUGUGUAAUCUACAAAGAUAGGAACACUAGUACAAGUGACAUUUCUUUCAAGUGCAUGUGUGAUUGUACACAAUGUAUUAAUCCCCCACUUUCUAGGACAGCAAGUUAAUGUGUCUGUGUAUAGAAGCUGAAGGGGGGUGUCCUUUGUUUUAUAAGACUACUUGUGAGGAGGUGGCCCCUUGUUUUAUAAGACUACUUGUGAGGAGGUGGCCCCUUGUUUUAUUAGACUACGUACUAUGAGAUUCUCUAUACAUUCCCCUGCUUUGAUAUGUCAUAGUGCUACAGUUCUUCACAUUCCACUUUGUCCAAUAACGGAAUAUUUUAUUAAUAUAUAUGUGUACAUACUGUAUGCAGAUUACCUACAACUAAUAUUUUUUGUUGUUUCAAAAUUUUCUUUUCACAACGGUUCAAGAUUUAAUACGUUUGAAAUUCAGAUACGAUAAAAGUGCUGAAGUUUACUUAAAAGGAGCUACACUCGUAUACUGUGUCUGCUUGGUAAUUACUUUAUAUAGAGGUUUUAAUCAGCAUUGGUAAAAUAAGAUGUUUGCUCCUUUUAUAUCUUAUUCCUCACCAUAAUUAUUGUUUGAAUUAAGGGGGAAAAUGCCAUGUUUUAUUGAGCAGAUGAUUGAUACAAGUGAUGUCCUGUUUUCAAUGUUGGGUGUUAGGUACAGUUGCCUUGUCAUGUUGCUCAAGGUAUGUACAAACAUAUACAAAAAUGUACGUGCAAUAUUAACUAUUGUGAAUCUAUUGUUAUUGUUGGUUUUAUGUCGGCUGUGUGUGCAUACUAGAGAACGUUUGCCGUAUUUUAAUUUUAAUUUUUACCCCUUUAUAUUGAGAGUGAAUUUUUCACAGUGAAUAUAUAUACCCAACAUAAUAUCUAUUGUUAUUGAAUGUGAAGAGAAAAAUUAAUGCUUGGUGAAAAUAGAUUUUACUGGUGAAGGGCAAAUAUUUAACUGGCAAAACUUUUCUGGUAUGCAGUAUAACUUUUAUUUAAUGCAAAGCAUUGAAGUAUCAGGAUUAUACAGGUUCUGCUAAUUCAUCAACACAUGGACAUACUACACAGGAAAUGUCAAGGACAGAAAGAUGUGUGUACAAGGCUUUAGAUGUAAUGGGUUCAAAUUUAGUUUGAUAGGAAUGUCAAUUUAAUGGUUCAUUGUGUUAUAUUGAAAAUAGUUGUCAUUUGUAUAAGGGAAAUUAGCUCAAAAACUAUGAUAUUGCUACGUUUUGUAACAUAUAGCUACCUUGUGUGACCUACAUGUAUGUCAUAUAGCUACCUUGUUGUGACCUACAUGUAUGUCAUAUAGUUGCAUUGUUGUGACCUACAUGUAUGUCAUAUAGCUACCUUGUUGUGACCUAUAUGUAUGUCAUACAGCUACCUUGUUGUGACCUACAUGUAUGUCAUAUA
Mizuhopecten yessoensis (Yesso scallop) is the source of this 4327-nucleotide messenger RNA. Its product is annotated as WD repeat-containing protein 13-like. The coding region runs from base 23 to 1486 and encodes 487 amino acids. Lineage: Eukaryota; Metazoa; Mollusca; Bivalvia; Pectinida; Pectinidae. Gene Ontology annotation, molecular function: promoter-specific chromatin binding; protein binding. The record is from RefSeq and is a predicted model, not a curated record. The transcript has 13 exons. Gene Ontology annotation, cellular component: nucleus.